ACCACCAUGGCAUUUUGGUUGGAUUUCCUAAAUCCGCAGGACACCUAUGCCGCCGAGAAAACUCUACUCUUCGUGACCUUUAUCCUGGGUCUGACACCGCUACGCAUUGCCGGUCCAUUUGGCAGGCGACGCAUUUACAUAUCCCGUCUGGGCCUAGCCAUCACCCUGCUGCAGAGUACCUUCUUUGUCUAUUGUUUCCUGCAUUCCUUUCUGCUGGAAGAAUCCAUUGUGAGAUUCUUUUUCAAAACGGAAAUUUCCAAAAUCGGUGAUAUUUUGCAGAAAUUCAUAGGUCUGACGGGAAUGUUGAUUUUGUUUGGUAUGAGUUUGCGACAUAGCCGUGAUUUGGUGGAAAUGUACACGACAGUGGCCCAAAUCGAUUGGCGUUUUCGAAAUUUGGGUGUUGAAUUCAAAUAUCGUUAUAUUAUGAAUUUUCGCCACACCAAAUUGGUGAUGAUGGUGGUGGUCUGUGGCAGCUACAUGACCAGUUGUAUGUGGAUAUUGUUCCAUAAUCAAAUCUGGCCCUCGUUCCAGGCGGUGGGAGCGUUUUUUCUGCCGCAUGUCUUUAUUUUGAGUGUCGUGGUGUUGAAUGUCUCAUUUGCAAUGCGUUUUGGUCAGCAAUUUGAUCUGCUCAAUCGGGUUCUCAAAAAUCUCAGCCAUCAAUGGGAUACGCGCAACAUCAAGGCCAUAACACAGAAACAACGUUCGCUUCAGUGUCUCGACUCAUUCUCCAUGUAUACGAUUGUUUCGAAAAAUCCCUCCGAAAUUAUACAAGAAUCGAUGGAAAUUCAUCAGCUGAUUUGUGAGGCAGCAUCGACAGCGAAUAAAUAUUUCACCUAUCAACUGUUGACCAUCAUUUCGAUAGCCUUUCUGAUUAUUGUUUUCGAUGCCUACUAUGUCCUGGAAACCCUGUUGGGCAAGUCGAAGCGGGAGAGUAAAUUUAAGACAGUCGAGUUUGUCACCUUUUUUUCGUGUCAAAUGAUUUUGUAUUUGAUUGCGAUCAUCUCGAUUGUGGAGGGCAGUAAUCGGGCUAUUAAGAAGAGCGAAAAGACCGGUGGCAUUGUCCAUGCCCUGUUGAACAAGGCCAAGACCCCAGAAGUCAAAGAGAAGCUGCAACAAUUUUCUAUGCAGCUGCUUCAUUUGAAAAUCAAUUUCACUGCAGCUGGUCUCUUCAACAUAGAUCGGACGUUAUAUUUUACGAUAAGUGGUGCCCUAACAACCUAUCUCAUCAUUUUGCUUCAAUUCACAUCGAGCAGCCCUCCAGCCGUUCAGGCUGCCUGCGAAACUGCAAAUUCAACGAAUAUUGCCAAUCUAACGCAGCAUUAGUGGAGGAGAUUCUUAAGUGUGGAGCAUCUAGUGGUUGUUUAAUGAACUACAACCAAUUUGGAAUCUUUCAUGUUUUUGAAAAUGUCUCAAAUAUACAUUCUCAAGUAUACAAUUUGAAAAAUUUUUAAUAUGCAACCCAUCCAAAACAUUGAAGCCAUAGUUCGAUAAUCAAUCUGUAGAUGAACUACCCCAUAUAAAUAUAUCAUUAUUUUAUAUUUUAUUUGUUAAAUGUGAUUUAAGCUAUAAUUAUUAAUA
Musca domestica (house fly) is the source of this 1578-nucleotide messenger RNA. RefSeq names its product putative gustatory receptor 28b. The coding region runs from base 7 to 1323 and encodes 438 amino acids. Gene Ontology annotation, cellular component: axon; dendrite; membrane. Gene Ontology annotation, biological process: sensory perception of taste. The transcript is spliced from 4 exons. The record is from RefSeq and is a predicted model, not a curated record. Lineage: Eukaryota; Metazoa; Arthropoda; Insecta; Diptera; Muscidae.